Brassica napus (rape) is the source of this 1728-nucleotide messenger RNA. RefSeq lists its product as uncharacterized. The coding region runs from base 1 to 519 and encodes 172 amino acids. NCBI's taxonomy places the organism in Eukaryota, Viridiplantae, Streptophyta, Magnoliopsida, Brassicales, Brassicaceae. The transcript has a single exon. The record is from RefSeq and is a predicted model, not a curated record.
AUGGGACAAGAUUACAGCUACAGCCAGCCUUCUUCAUCAUCAAACUCUCUAGACAUGACCUCCCUUCUUGAAGCAGAAGCUCAGCUGUACACGGAUGCAGAGCCGGAUCAGUUCGCACCUCAACCAGAGGCUGAUGAUGGAAUCCCGAGGACAUGCUAUUGUGGAGCUCAGCCUGCUGUCGGAAUAUCUUACACUCCUAAAGAUCCCUACAGAAGGUACUUCACGUGCGACAAUGUCGAUGAUGGGGAUUGCCACAUUUGGAAAUGGUGGGAUGUGGCCGUUACGGAGGAGAUGUGUGAGUUUCAGAGACAACUCCGGCAGCUUAAGGAUCAAUCUUUUGAGUGUGACCAGAAGCUGGUUAAGCUACAGAAGACCGUCUGUGAGCUAAAGAAGAAAUCAGCGACUACAAAUGGCUUUGCAUUGGCAGUUUGUGUAAUGGUCUCCGCAUUAGUUUUUAUAGGUUUGGCGGAUAUGUUUCUGACUGGUAAGUAUCUCUCUUGUGCUUUUGGUUGUUGUUAAUGCUAUCUAGUAAAACUUUUGACUGUUUCAUCUUAUGUGUUUGCAGGAAGAGCUUCAAAGAAGUAAAUUAGAGAGUCCUCAAGCUCGAGAGUGUCUGUAUAAUUAGGUACGAUUACUACAACCUCCUACUCUCUUUUCUUUGAAUUAAUAAAAACAUAUAUUAGUGUAUUUUAUUUGUUUAAAAAAAAAUAAAACCCGAGAAGAUGUUAGUUGUGUUGAGUAGAAUUUUUUUGUAUGAAAGAUUAAAGUUUGAUUGUUCUUGAGUAAAUGCUACCUUCCUACCGCCUCAGAUUUGAUUGUUUUAAAUGUUAUAGUACUUUGCAAAUGGGUGUUAGUCUGAUUUGAUUGGUGUUUAAUGCAACUAGUUAGCUUUCUAUCUUCCUAACUGCUCGGUUUUUAUUGGCUUUAAAUGUUUCUUAGUUUAAGCUCGCCUACUUAAGUCUCUGUGUUGCUAUUAGAGUGACACAGACCAAUCUGUUAACAUGGAUAAGAACACUAGUUAUAUGAACCUACUGUUUAGUCAAUUUCAGACUCCAGUGGACCUUGAUUCACCCGAACCUUUUUGGUUCGGUAAAGGUUCGGUAGCCAAGGUCCUAAUGAGUCUGUUCUCGAGCCUGUUGUCGAGUGUGGUGUCGACACUGGUGGCGACUCUGGUGUGAAGGAGAGGAGGAAAUGGUCUCCCAAAGAGGAUAAAAUCCUUAUUGUUGCUUGGCUUAACACCAGUAAGGACCCUGUCGCCAGCAAUGAGCAGAAAGCCGAGCUCCCAGGUUAGAGUAUGUGGUCAACGGACACAUGUAUAAGUUGGCGUAUUAUCUCACAGACGGUAUAUAUCCCAAAUGGUCGACCUUUAUCCAAUCUAUCUCACACCUUCAAGGUCCUAAAGCAGAGUUAUUUGCUAGACUUCAAGAAGCAACUCGAAAAGAUGUGGAACGGGCUUUUAGAGUUUUGCAAGCUCGAUUUGCGAUUGUGAAAAACCCGGCUCUUUCAUUGGACAACGAAAGGAUAGGAAAUAUUAUGAGAGCAUGUAUCAUACUACACAAUAUGAUACAUUCAGUACGAUAUAUCUGAAUUUGAAGAAGACAGCACGAGAAGUUCACGGGUACAUACCGACAGGCCUACAAAUAUCGCUAAUAUGCUUAGCAUUCGGGAUGAUGUUCACGAUAAGCGUUUACAUCAACGAUUGAAAAAUGAUUUGAUUGAAAAUAUUUG